Messenger RNA from Zerene cesonia (dogface butterfly), 939 nucleotides. Its product is annotated as RDS/peripherin-like protein xRDS35. The transcript is spliced from 8 exons. Gene Ontology annotation, cellular component: membrane. NCBI's taxonomy places the organism in Eukaryota, Metazoa, Arthropoda, Insecta, Lepidoptera, Pieridae. Bases 46 to 939 code for a protein of 297 amino acids. The record is from RefSeq and is a predicted model, not a curated record.
GAUGGGCGGCAGAGGCUGGCGUGUGUGCUUCGCGCGUUGUUGAUUAUGCAGCUGAUUCUAUCGCUCGUGAUGGUGAUAUUCUGUUAUAAUGUAUCAGUUCGUGUUAUGUCCUUGUUGAAGCAUAUACAUAAGCUAACAGUGUACCUCCUCUACGGUUUAAUCCUGCUCCAAGCGUACAGCAUGAAGCUGCACUACACCAGUGGCCUCCGGCUUCUCUCGUGGCUGCUGAGGCGCCCACACUGGCAUCGAUCGUGCGUGGUCACGCGCCGCUGGAUGGUAAGCGGGUGCCUCAUGGCAGCUAACGGGGUACUGGUGUAUGCGGCGUGUAGGAGCACUUUGAAGGCACUUAUCAAAGAACUUUCCACAUCACUCCGGGUUGGUAUUUCCCAGUAUCUCACCGAGCCAUCGUGGAAAACAUUACUGGACACAAUGCAGGUGGAAUUGAACUGUUGUGGCGCUGAUCAGCCGAGCGAUUGGAAUGAAAUACCAUGGUUAAAUAUUGAUUUCCUCAAUGAAGAUUCGGAUCUUGUUAUGAAGUUAGCCGGCACGGAUGGGAAGGUGCUGCCGCCGGUGACUCCGUAUUCCUGCUGCUCGCCCACACUACUGGCUCCGUGCUAUCACGACCCUUUACAGCAGUGGGAGUGGCGCUGGGCGUGGCAGUCCCACUCCCCGCUGUGGGGCGCGUCGCAGCACGCGCGCGGCUGCGUGGCGGCCGUGCGCGCGCCGCUCGCACGUGCCGCGCGAGCGCUGCAGGCGUGCACCUGCCUCGCCGUGCUCUUGCAGUUGGUGAUAAUCAUCGUGAGUCAGCUGAUGCGCACGAGUGCACGCGCAGCCGCUCUGCGCGGCGACGCGGCGGGCGCGGGGCGGGCGUCCUUUCUCUUCCCCUCACCUCCUUCAGAACAUUUGAUAAGAACAGGUGUAUAUAUGGAGGAUAUGUAA